GCAGAAUCAGCAGAAAGGUGCAGCUUCAGGAGGAGCUCUCAUGGCGUCAUAAGUCUCUGGAAGGUCCAAAUUAAGAUUAGAAGAUGGACGGCGAGAUGGACGAGGACGCGCUGACGGAGAUCCUUGCGAGGCUGCCGUGCAGGUCGCUGGCGCGGUUCCAGUGCGUCUCCACGUCGUGGCGCCGCAUCAUCUCGAGCGACUACCUCCGCCGCCGGCUGCCGCUCAUCACGUCGGGGGUGCUCUACCACGACGACACGUGCCGCGGCGGCGCGGACGGCGGCAGGAGGCAGCAGGUGUACACGUACGCGUGCGCGUCAGGCGGCGGCGCCACCGCCACCGCCACCGCCACGGCGGAGGCCCCCGACAUGGGCUUCUUCCCGCGCCACGACACGUCCACCAUCAUCGACGGCUGCAACGGGCUGCUGCUCUACUACGCGUCCCGCCCGACGGCGGCGUUCCACGUCGUGAACCCGACCACGCGGCGGUGGGCGGAGCUGCCGGCGCCGCGCGCGAGGACGCUGCUCUCCGUGCUGGCGUUCGACCCCUGCGCGUCCCCGCGCUACCGGGUGGUGUGCUUCACCGGGUGGCUCCCCCGGGGCGCGACCCUCGAGGUGUUCGACUCGGAGCGCGGCGCGUGGACCGACCACGAGGUCGACUUCGGCCUCGACACCGACGCCAUGUCCGCCACCAUGCACUACUCCGGCGGCGCGCUCCACGUGCUGGCCUACUCGGGCCACGUCGUCCGCGUCGACCUGGACACCAUGGCGUCCGCGGCCACCGAGCUCCCGGCCCCCGUCAGCUGCCGGGCGCGCGCCGGGCACUGCCGCGGCCGCCUGCGCUUCGCGUCCAGCGACGGAGCGCGCCUCAGGAUCUGGGAGCUCAGGGACGCCACCGGAGGCGAGUGGGCGCUCAAGCACGAGAUCGGGGUCGCCGACGUCGUCCCCGGCGCCGCGUCCCAGCCCAUCACGUUCCUGUUCAUGGCGUUCCACCCCGAGCGGGAGGUGGUGUACCUGUGGUCGCCGUGGAAGCUGCUGGCGUUCGACAUGGUCCAGAGGCGCGUCGAGGAGGAGUGGGCGUUCGGUUCGGAGAAAGAAGGCACGCAUCUCAUACAGGUCUGGUUGUUUCCGUUCUCGCGCCAUUUGGCCAGCGCGCUGGCCUGAUUCGGCUUUGCCGACGAGCCGGAAAUAGCAUUGGGGCCCAAGUGUUUCGUUGCCUACCCAGUACCAACAAGUCCACAACCACAAUGCUCGGGUUACUAAAAGGUCGAUAAAAUACCAAAAAAAAACAGUCAAAGACAGUGUUCGUCGAAAUAAACUAAAGAAAAACAAUUAGUAGUAAAACUGAAAAUACCUUUAAUACUACAUGGCACCUUGAACGGCAUGUUGUUGUCCUUUAUAGAUCACGAUUACUGUGGUAUUGGGGCUAUUCAAUUAUUCUUCCACGAAGGUGUGUAAGCGUAGUGUGUCUCUUCGAUGUUCUAGUAAUGUUUAAGAAUAUGUGGUUCAAGUGG
Molecule: messenger RNA, 1510 nt
Organism: Zea mays
Lineage: Eukaryota; Viridiplantae; Streptophyta; Magnoliopsida; Poales; Poaceae
Product: putative F-box protein
Exons: 1
Coding region: 84-1160 (358 amino acids)
Molecular function (GO): protein binding
Source: RefSeq, marked validated